Linum tenue is the source of this 1448-nucleotide messenger RNA. Lineage: Eukaryota; Viridiplantae; Streptophyta; Magnoliopsida; Malpighiales; Linaceae. The record is from the annotation of a GenBank genome assembly.
GUGGCAUUUCGCUGUGGAUUACUACUGCUGCGCUCGCUGGCCGUCUGCUGUGGAUUUGAAAAAAAUUCUCCAACGGCCGGCCGACGGCUACCUUACUUCGCCGACGAAAGGAUCCACGACAAUCAGACUUCUCUAGGACCUUGGCAGUCAAUUUCGAGAGAUAAAACCGUAUAGCAGAUGGCGAUGGGCGGCGACGCCACCUGGGUCAGUAAGAAGCCGCUGCGGCGGAUCGGAGGGAUGUCGGACGCGCUCUCCAUCGCCGCCGAUCUAGGCUACUCGGUUGCGCCACCGCCUUCGCAGGAGGAAGUGCAGAACUUGUCAGCAUCUAGUGGUGAAAAGGGUGAUGAUCUGAUCAAGGUACUUAGAGAGUUGACAACAGUUCAAAGAAAAAUUGCGGAUCUUCAGGUCGAACUUCAAGGACGAAAGGAUGACAAGAAUGUGGCUCAUUUGACACACGUGAGUGAAAUGGAGAAGAAGAUAGAGACAUUGUCGAGGAUUACUACCAUAUUAAAAGAUGUCAUUCAGAAUAAGGAUCGUAUUAUUGCUCGUCUUCAACAACCUUACUCACUUGAUUGCAUUCCUGUAGAGGCAGAGUAUCAGAAACAAUUUUCAGAAUUGCUUAUGAAAGCUGCAAGUGACUAUGGCCCCUUGACUGCAUCUGUCUCCGAUUUCCAAUGGACUCAAAACUUCAGGGAGUCUCCUUCUGUUUGGGGGGAAAUGUUGAGGCCAAUUCCUGUUGCAUUAGCAUCAUGCACCCGGUUCUUUGAAGCCAUGUCAGCAAUGAGAGAAUCAUUUGCCACGCUCCAGGAUCUCAGAGUAGGCCACUUGACUGCAUCUCCACCUUCAACACCAGCAAAUCAUUCUUCUUCUUCCCAAAUAACCCCUCGAGAUUCAGACCUUGUUACCCCUCCAGUUUGGAAAACCGAAUCGAGUCUGGAUGACUUGGCAAUCAAAAGCCUAGGAAAACAACAAGAGCUUCACGGGCAAGUCGAUGAACAGAUCGAAGCAGACCAAGCUGAUUCCUUGAACCAUAGGAGACUCUCGUGGCCGCCGUCAGUUAAACAGAAUGGUGUUUAGCUGAAACACACUAUUCUGGACUUCAAAGUACACAUUCACUAACUACUCUACCUUGCUUGAAAGUAUUCUAUUUAUUGAAACCUUUUAGUUUGGGUUGUGCAUUGUGAUAUCCUAUUUUCUUUCUUUUUCCUGUAUGUAUGUAUCUUGCCCAAUGGUUUUGAUCUCCCUUUAAAGCACAGCUGACAGGUGACAGCUCAUUCUUUUAUUUCUCUUGGUUGAAAGACGAGAGUGAUUAGGAUUAUUUCAUGAAACAACCACUUAUCUUCAUCGAAAUGAUAAUUUCGCCUCUCCUGGCAGCAGAGCCAUGGAGUAGGCAAAUCAGUAGUACACACAGGAAUAUAUAUAGAUUUACUCAAAUCUUAAUUACUUAG